Ogataea haglerorum is the source of this 1752-nucleotide messenger RNA. RefSeq lists its product as uncharacterized. The transcript has a single exon. Bases 1 to 1752 code for a protein of 583 amino acids. NCBI's taxonomy places the organism in Eukaryota, Fungi, Ascomycota, Pichiomycetes, Pichiales, Pichiaceae. The record is from RefSeq and is a predicted model, not a curated record.
AUGGGCCAAUCUUCAAGCACGGAGUCCCAGGAAACAGCCACAUUCACCAAUGGCAAGCUUUCGCGGGGUGAAUUGGAGAGUGCGUUUAUUAGGGAAGUAACACGGUCCUUUCAACCAAUUGAACUGAUGUCGCUUCGAGAUAAUCUGGGUCUUCAAGAGUUGCAAGGAACAACUGUCGUUACGAUGAGACAAAUAACCAAUAUCAUCGAGCUUCCGGAGACACCGGCAACACAGGAUAUGACAAAUUGCAUUAGUUUCUUAGCCCGAUUUCCGAACUAUCGUACCGGCCCCGAUCUCAAUGUUGCAGGGGUGCUCAAAGUAUUGGCGAUCCUGAACCCGGAAAAGUUUGCUCAGCUAUUCGGUAAUAACACCCGCUACUUUCUCAUGCUGAUUUUUCUGGCAUUGAGCUUUGAUUCAAGGAACGAGUCAGAUCCCGAUAAGUCGGAGAAAAUACUUUGUUCAGAUGACCUGGUGGAUGUUGUUUACUUGCAAGAUAAGCUUCAAUGGAUGCUUAUUCCUCAAGUACAAUCAUUUGACGGUAUUGAAUUCUCUCAGUAUCCUUUACCGGCAUCAAAGCUUCUCAGGGUCUUGACACUGCUACUUUACAUAGCACCCAUCAGUCUGGAGGCUAAACACUCGCAACCUUUAGGAGCGCUUUUCCAGUUCGACGAUCUAAGUUGGCUAGAGUACGAAAAGAAGGCAAUGAACCUACUGCGUUCGUUUGACUUGGAUCUGACGAGCUCAAACUACACAUCUAAAAAAAUUAUAUUCUCCACGUUCGAGAAAAUCAUUGGUACUUCGUACUCCAACGGAACUAUGCCGAAUUUGCUUGUGCCACUACACCAUUUGCUGGAUUCACUGCUUUAUAGUACAAGAACGACUCUCCACGACAUUGAAUUUGCAGAUUCUCGUAUUCUGACACGUCCGAUGCUUUCACAGCUGGCUACCAUACUGCCCGACGAGCUUGUUUUCACGAGGCUCAAAAAACUAUUCGUGGGAGCAGAAUCUGGAUUUAGCAUGCGUUCCAUGGAAUCGAAAGUCUUUAAGUGGAACGCACCCACCAUACUCUUAGUUUCUGGUAAACUAAUCGAGAUGCAACCGUCAUCGGGGCCUGUCCCAAAAAACAAAAAAUAUGCCGCUUUUCUUACCGAAUAUCCUCGCUUUCACGCAUCGAACAACAACUCGCCUCAACCGCCUUCAGCCGAUGAUGACUCGUAUACAUUCAUGGUUUACCUACAAAAGCCAUGGAAAAUAAGCAACAGUGAAUGUUUCGGAGACGAACACUCCUUCAUCGCACAAUUAUCUCCCAGACAGAUCAUAUACCCGUCUUCUGCUUAUGCACAUAAUUACGCCUACUUCAACACACUUGGAGGAGGGCUUGGCUUUGGUAGCAAGCCCCCACUCAUCAAAAACAAUGUCCGGAUUUUCAAGCCAGGAGAAGUGUCGCUCACAAUUGAGGCUGCCAUGGAAAUUGCCUGCUUCCGUCACCUGGCUGUGCCAGGAACAUACAAAACCGGCUCAAUAUUUCCGCACAACGUGCCAGAGUUCGAAAUCAGCAUCAACAUCACCAACCUCGAAGUUUGGGGCUGUGGAUCUCAGAAAGAGCUCGAGGAACAGAAAAAGUUAUGGGAAUGGGAGAACCGGGAGGCAGAAGCAAGGAAGAAGCUCAAUGCUAUGCAUUGGGAUGAUGGGAGGGCGUUGCUUGAGAUGGCAGGUAUGAUAGGCAAAGAUCAAAGCGGUGGUAGCGUGUGA